Messenger RNA from Rattus rattus (black rat), 3860 nucleotides. It is a transcript of the gene Tmem214, whose product is annotated as transmembrane protein 214. Bases 115 to 2172 code for a protein of 685 amino acids. Lineage: Eukaryota; Metazoa; Chordata; Mammalia; Rodentia; Muridae. Gene Ontology annotation, cellular component: endoplasmic reticulum; Golgi apparatus. The record is from RefSeq and is a predicted model, not a curated record. The transcript is spliced from 17 exons.
GCGACGAGAACGGACUACGAGUCCCAGGAUGCCUUGCGGCGGCGGCAGCAGCAGACGUGGCACCGCGCGGUGGUUGAGCCGAGCGGAAAGCCGGGAGGUGGCGGAGCCGAAGUCAUGGCGGCCAGAGCAGCGGGUAGCGGGGGCUGGGAGGUGGUGAAGAGGAGCCGGCGACCUGGAGCAAGCAGCGGUGGGCGAGGUGGCGGCGGUGACCGCCGGGCACUCGGAGAGGCAAAUGGAGUGUGGAAAUAUGACCUGAGCUCGCCAAUCCAGCCUACAAGCACUCUUUAUGAGCGUGGCUUUGAGAAAAUCAUGAAGCGGCAGAAUAAAGAGCAAGUUCCACCCCCUGCUGCAGAGUCUAAGAAACCAGUAAACAAGAAGCAACCCAAGAAGGUGACAGCUGUUGCUAGCCAAAACCAGAAGCAGGGCCCGUUCCGAAGCCUGGAGGAUGCACUGAAAGCUCUGGAUGUGGCAGCUCUGCAGAAGGAACUGGACAAGAGCCAGAGUGUGUUCACUGGGAACCCCUCCGUGUGGCUGAAGGACCUGGCCAGCUAUCUCAACUACAAGCUCCAGACGCCACGGAUGGAGCCCACUCUGAGCCAGUAUCCACAUGAUUAUCCCUACAGCCUCGUGAGCCGAGAACUACGUGGGAUCAUCCGGGGGCUCCUGACCAAAGCUGCAGGGUCUGUGGAGCUCUUUUUUGACCACUGUCUAUUCACCAUGCUGCAAGAGCUGGAUAAGACACCAGGGGAGUCGCUACAUGGGUACCGCAUCUGUAUUCAAGCCAUUCUGCAAGACAAGCCCAAGAUUGUCACCUCAAACCUGGACAAGUUCCUGGAGCUUCUGCGGUCCCACCAGAGCCGACCAGCAAAGUGCCUGACCAUUAUGUGGGCCCUGGGGCAAGCGGGUUUCACCAACCUCACUGAGGGACUGAAAGUGUGGCUGGGGAUCAUGCUGCCUGUGCUGGGUAUCAAGUCUCUGUCUCCCUUUGCCAUCGCAUACCUGGACCGGCUGCUCCUGAUGCAUCCCAACCUCACCAAAGGCUUUGGCAUGAUUGGCCCCAAGGACUUCUUCCCACUUCUAGACUUUGCCUACAUGCCCAACAACUCCCUGAGCCCCAGCCUGCAGGAACAGCUGUGCCAGCUCUUCCCCCGAUUGAAGGUGCUGGCAUUUGGGGCCAAGCCGGAAUCUUCCCUGCACACCUACUUCCCCUCAUUCCUGUCCAGAGCCACCCCUAGCUGUCCUGCUGCCAUGAAGAAAGAGCUCCUGGCUAGCCUGACCCAGUGCCUGACUGUGGACCCCCUCAGCACUAGUGUCUGGAGACAACUGUACCCUAAGCACCUGUCACAGUCCAGCCUGCUGCUGGAGCACCUGCUCACGUCCUGGGAGCAGAUCCCCAAGAAGGCACGGAAAUGUUGGCAGGAGACCAUUCAGUCCUUCACGCUGACCAACCAGGAGCUUCUGAAGAAGGGCAGUGGCAGCAAUGAGCAUGUUGUCACCUGUGACACAGCCUGCAAGGGCUUGCUGCAGCAGGCCCGGGGCCCUCGGCCACCCUGGGCCCGGCUGCUUCUGCUGCUUCUGGUCUUUGCAGUAGGGUUCCUAUGUCAUGACCUUCGGUCGCACAGCUCUUUCCAAGCCUCCCUCACUGGCCGGUUGCUUCAAUCAUCUGGUCUCUUGCCUGUUGCCCAGCAAGUAUGUGCCAAGCUCUACUCCUACAGCCUGCAAAGCUACAACUGGCUGCAGGAGACCUUGCCAGCCUGUGGCUCCUACCUGCUUGCUGUGAUACAGCCCAGUUUGCAGCUGGCCUGGACAUACAUCUAUGCCACAUUCAGCUUCCUUUCUGCCCACUGUGCCUCCUACCUUGCCUUCUUCAGUGACAGCCUUGCUGGUGUCUUGCAGAGGGUCCAGCUCCCUGAGGCCCUGCACCAGCUCUUCCACUCCUUGAAGGAGCUGCUGCUGCUUUUCUACCAUAGUGUGCUGCUGCCCACGUGGCACUUACUGCUUGCAGCCCUGGCCCAAGUCCAGGAGCAUUGCCACGAGGCCUGCAGAGGGGAAGUGACCUGGGACUGCAUUAAGACACAGUUCAGCACAGCUGCCCAUUGGACCUGGCUCUGCCUGCAGGAUGUCACGGUGGCUUUCUUGGACUGGGCACUCACCAUGAUAUCCCAGCAAUAGACCCUGCCUGGCUGGCCACUGGUUUCUGUGGUGGGCUAGCUACUGGAGAGUGCUGGGGGUUAGAAGAGGCAGCCCUCUCUUCACUCGGUGCCUGAGUUCUGCCUCCCAGGCAAGAGGCUAGGUGUCUCGGCCUCACUUCUCCAUCUCCUGUCUUCAGGGGACUGGGAAGAAGCUGCUCAGCCUCCUGCCCACAGGUCUGUUACAUCAGAUGUCUACUUACAUCAGGCCCAGUUGCACAUCGUCCAAGCCUCCUCUGGGCUGACAGCCUUUCUCCACUUCUCUCUCCCCUCUCCAUCCCUCCAUCUCAUCACUUAUGCCGCCACAGCCCACCUCCAGAAGAAGGGAAGUAGCCUCCCUUCCCUGUUCCUGGUCAUCACUUAAACCACAACAGAAAACGAACGGAACGGACUUCAGAAUGGCCAGCACCACGGGGGGCAGCAACAACCUCACUUCCACUAGCAGCCUGGGAGGCCAUCAAUGGACAUGCAGGCCAUGUGGACAGGCCUGUUACCUCAGAACACCCAGAACAUGCACACCUUCUAAGGAGGCCACUUGUCCCCUGCUCUGUUAGUGAGCGCCCUGGCUUCUCAACUCCAUUCUGCUCGGUACUGGGGCUCCUCUCAGUCAGAUCCGUCCACAGCACAGUCCACAUGAAGAGCAGCGCCCUUCCUCCCAUCAGCCUGCAGAAGGGAGUCAACAUGGCUCCCGGGGAGAAUAAAGGACACACACUGGGUUUCUAGCUUCCCUUUCUGAAUCUUCACAUGGAACUCCCCAUAGUUUGGGAACAGAACAGUAGAGCCUUGAGCCUCUGCCUGGGGUGUAGUAGCCAUAGCUGAGCUUCUGUCUGGGGGUCUACCAUUACCACUCAAAACUAGGCUCCCAGGGUUCAGUUGGUUUUAGUGAUUUUGUCUGACUUGAUGAUUCCUAUCCAAAAAUGUACCUCAGUGUGAUUGGGAAGGCAGGAGCAGAGCAGGGUGGUCUCCUAAUCCUUAAUUUAUUAAUUGGCUCGCUGUACAAGGCAGUGGGUUUAGAACUCCAAAAGGGGAAACCAGGGCUUACACCAGUUUCUGUUUUGGUUUGAGAUAGUGCAUUGCAGAGAUGAGUGUUCUCAUCUCUUGGGCCUUGGUGACUAAGAAGUGUUGCUUCUCCGGCAGCGCCACAGGUCAGCAGCAGCCACUUCCUUUAGAACCCCUUUCCCAUGGCACCUGGAGAUGCCCUCUGUCCCUUCCCCAAGUGAAACUUUGAAGACAUCUUGACCCAGUUUAUACACCCUGGCCUCUGGCUUUUGCUACUUAUUUUAGGAAGCCACAGAGGCUGCUCCUGGCUGGCCCCUGGCAGUUAAUCAUGUCCUGUUGUUCCCAGUGAGAAAAAGCUCCGGCCAUCCAAGGACCAAACACGGCCAGCUAGGUCAGAUUGUCCAAGUGCCCCACAUGUUCUGUGUGUUCUUGUCAGUCAGCCACAAACAGUUCAUUCACCCUACCUCAUGUGUUGGAGAGGACAGCCAGGAGCAGCCACAGCACAGGCCCAGGCUACCAGAAGAGUUAAGGAUGCUAACCUGGUUCAUUUUUUAAUCCAACGACCUUAGCCGUGCCCUCGUGUGUUUCUGGCUUCUCUUCUGCAGUGGUUUAACUUGGGCUCAUAAUUUCUGGUACUAAAAUCCUUAAAUAUAUUUUUUUCAACUUAAAUCA